AUCAUAUCUGCAUCCUUCAUCAUAAUGUGAUAUGAUGUGUGAGUGAUAGUAUUUGAUUCAUUCCAGCUCAAUUCCUUUCAAGACGAGAGAAAAGUAAUUGUCAGAGAAACGAAGGUUGAGUUGGAGUUUCAGAAUGUCUGUAAGAUGGUCAUAUCGGAGAAAAUGAAAGAAAAGUCAGAUUUCCAUGCGUCGCAGUAGCAGUGUUUUCUGCAGUGUGGAUAAGUUAUUUUGGCUGUUACAUAAUUCGUUACAGACACAAUGGACCGAGGAUUCCACGAAAUCGAAGUAGCCUAACAAACGACGUGAUACGUGCUUUCUAACCUCGGUGACACAAUAUAUGGAUACAGUAACUGAUGAGUUAAUACAGGUAUGUUUGUGGUUGAAGAUUGUAUUCCUACAAACUGCGCGCGAACGCAUCGAUUUACACACCCAUCAAUCCGCGGUGUGCUCAGCGACUGUGCCCUCCUCGUCCGCAGGUUACUCUGGGGAUGUAGCUAUGUAUCAUGACCCAGCAGCUCUUUGGCUUGUCUGUUUCUUGUCAGAAGGUCUGAUGUCCAGACUCUGUGCUCUUCCAUGUAUGGUCCAGUGGAACUCUCCUUGACCAUUAGAUGGACUACAAACAGUUCCAGCAGUUACUGCGACCGCACCUCACAACUCCCUUACCUUGACCCUUGACCCCUUAGCUUUAAACCCUCACCCCUGACCCAUACUCUUAACCUCUUGCCCCUCACUCCUCCUAAUCCUUAACCUUACUCCCCCUCUCCCCUCCCUCCCUCCCUUCCUUCCUCUCAUCUCUUGUCCUCUCCUGUCCUGUCCUCUCCUCCCCUCUCCACCAUGUUAUCCCGUAUCACCACAGUCCUCUUAGCUGUUUUGUGUCGAUGUGUGCUGGUGUCUCUCGGGGUGGACCCCCUUCACCCCCGUCGGGAGAUCCGGAUCGAGGGUGACCUGGUUCUGGGGGGGCUGUUCCCAGUCCAUGAGAAGGGGGGAGGGAUAGAGGAGUGUGGGAGGGUGAACGAGGACAGGGGGAUCCAGAGGUUGGAGGCCAUGCUGUUUGCUAUAGACAGGAUCAACUCUGAUCCUACUCUACUGCCUGGAGUCAGUCUGGGAGUUCACAUACUGGACACCUGUUCUAGAGAUACAUACGCACUGGAACAGGCGCUGGAGUUUGUACGUGCGUCUCUGACCAAGGUGGACGAUACAGAGUUCAUCUGUCCUGAUGGAUCCUACGCGCUACAGGACGACAGUCCCCUGGCCAUCGCUGGAGUUAUAGGAGGAUCCUAUAGCAGUGUGUCUAUACAGGUGGCCAACCUGCUCCGCCUCUUCCAGAUCCCUCAGAUCAGUUAUGCCUCCACCAGUGCCAAGCUCAGUGACAAGACGCGCUAUGACUACUUUGCCCGCACGGUGCCCCCUGACUUCUACCAGGCCAAAGCCAUGGCAGAGAUCCUGCGGCUGUUCAACUGGACCUACGUGUCCACGGUGGCAUCAGAGGGAGACUACGGAGAGACGGGCAUAGAGGCUUUCGAACAGGAAGCACGUAUGAGGAACAUCUGCAUCGCUACCUCUGAGAAGGUGGGGCGCUCUAACGCUAAGAAGUCUUAUGAGGCAGUGAUCAGGCAACUCCUCCAGAAGCCCAAUGCCCGCGUGGCAGUUCUCUUCCUGAGGAGUGAUGACGCUCGAGAACUCCUCUCUGCCGCCGCACGACUCAACACCACCUUCAUCUGGGUGGCCAGUGAUGGCUGGGGGGCGCAGGAAAGCAUUGUCAAGGGCAACGAGGCCACGGCCGACGGGGCCAUUACCCUGGAACUGGCGGCCAAUCCCGUGCCGGCUUUCAACCGCUACUUCCUGUCUUUGGAUCCAAUCAACAACCGCCGCAACCCCUGGUACCGGGAAUUCUGGGAGCAGAAGUUCCAGUGCUCACUUGGCGGAGGAGGAGGUGGAGCAGGAGGAGUAGGGUCAGGGGGGAUGGUGUCUCUCUCCCUCCCUCCCUGUGAGAAGGGUGUGUCGGUGGAUAAUAGUAACUUUGAGCCGGAGUCCAAGAUCAUGUUUGUGGUGAAUGCGGUAUACGCCAUGGCCCACGCCCUCCAUAAGAUGCAGAGAACAUUGUGUUCCAACACCACCAAGCUCUGUGACAGCAUGAAGGCUCUGGAUGGACGCAAGCUCUACAGAGACUACCUACUCAACAUCAGCUUCACAGCUCCCUUCUCUCCUCUCGGCAGUGAGACUGUGGUGAAGUUUGAUCCCUAUGGCGACGGGAUGGGACGUUACAACAUCUUCAGUUACCAGCGCAACGCUGAUCGCUAUGGCUACGUGCCCAUCGGCGAGUGGGCGGAGACUCUGAGCCUGAGCAGUGACCUGAUUCGCUGGCCAAGGGAGGUGGUGCCCCCAUCCCAGUGCAGUGACCCAUGUGCCCGCAAUGAGAUGAAGAAGAUGCAGGCUGGAGAGUACUGUUGUUGGAUCUGUACUGCAUGUGAGGCUCAUGAGUACCUAGCUGAUGAGUUCACCUGUUCGCCCUGCGCCCCCGGCCAGUGGCCCAGUGAAGACCUCACUUUCUGCUAUGACCUGCCCGAGGACUACAUCAUGUGGGAGGACGCCUGGGCCAUCGGACCCAUCAGCAUCGCCAUUGUCGGGUUCCUCUGUACAUCUCUGGUGUUCUGGGUGUUUGUGAGACACAACAACACGCCCCUGGUGAAGGCGUCAGGCAGAGAGUUGUGUUACAUCCUGCUGCUGGGUGUCUUCAUGUCCUACUCUCUCACCUUCCUCUUCCUGGCCAAGCCCUCUCCUACUAUCUGCGCCAUGCGACGCCUCGGCCUAAGCACCUCAUUCGCUGUCUGCUACUCAGCCCUGCUCACUAAGACCAAUCGAAUCGCCCGGAUCUUCAGCGGGGUAAAGGACGGGGGCGGGACCACAAGGCCUCGCUUCAUAAGCCCCACCUCUCAGGUGUUUAUCUGUCUCAGUCUGAUAUCGGUCCAGUUAGUGAUGGUGUCAGUGUGGUUGCUGCUGGAGGUUCCUGGUACCAGGAGGUUUACGUUACCGGAGCGACGGCAGACAGUGAUCCUGAAGUGUAACGUCCGUGACUCCAGCAUGCUGCUGUCACUAGUAUAUGACGUGCUCCUGGUCAUCCUGUGUACCGUGUACGCCUUCAAGACCAGGAAGUGUCCAGAGAACUUCAAUGAGGCUAAGUUCAUAGGAUUUACCAUGUACACAACCUGUAUCAUCUGGCUAGCCUUCCUGCCCAUAUUCUACGUCACAUCCAGUGACUACAGGGUCCAGACCACCACCAUGUGUAUCUCUGUCAGUCUCAGUGGUUUCGUGGUGUUGGGCUGUAUGUUCGCUCCCAAGGUCCACAUCAUCAUGUUCCAACCACAGAAGAACGUCACCAGUCUCCGCCUCAAUAUCAAUCGCUUCAGUGUCAGUGGUCCUGCCACCACAUGCGCUUCACACGUGAGUGCCCAGUAUGUACCGACUGUGUGUAAUGGGAGAGAAAUUGUUGACUCCACCACUUCCUCUCUGUGACCCCACCCACUCACCUCUCUAUCCCCACCCCCCAGAGACUUAGUCAAUAGGCACACAUUGUGCCCCCCUGUCCCCUCUCCCACCACGUGGACUAGCACAGUACCAUUUCACGUCUGUAGAAAGUGUGCAUUAUGAUUAAAUAAUUUUCUAGUGCUGUACAUAUCAUGGAAUCAACAUUGUUGUAGACAUACAAAAGAACAAGAGAAAAUUUGUAGGAGGAUUUUUUGAAUGCUUUGUUUUUGAUAGCUUUGUUAAAAGGCUGUGUUAACUUAUUUAUAACUGUGUUAGGGUUGUGAUAGGAGUGUGUUGGGGUUGUGAUAGGAGUGUGUUAGGGUUGUGAUAGGAGUGUGUUAACUUAUUUAUAACUGUGUUAGGGUUGUGAUAGGAGUGUGUUAGGGUUGUGAUAGGAGUGUGUUAGGGUUGUGAUAGGAGUGUGUUAGGGUUGUGAUAGGAGUGUGUUAGGGUUGUGAUAGGAGUGUGUUAGGGUUGUGAUAGGAGUGUGUUGGGGUUGUGAUAGGAGUGUGUUAGGGUUGUGAUAGGAGUGUGUUAGGGUUGUGAUAGGAGUGUGUUAGGGUUGUGAUAGGAGUGUGUUAGGGUUGUGAUAGGAGUGUGUUAGGGUUGUGAUAGGAGUGUGUUAGGGUUGUGAUAGGAGUGUGUUAGGGUUGUGAUAGGAGUGUGUUGUGUGUUAGGGUUGUGAUAGGAGUGUGUUAGGGUUGUGAUAGGAGUGUGUUAGGGUUGUGAUAGGAGUGUGUUGUGUGUUAGGGUUGUGAUAGGAGUGUGUUGUGAUAGGAGUGUGUUGUGUGUGUUAGGGUUGUGAUAGGAGUGUGUUGUGAUAGGAGUGUGUUAGGGUUGUGAUAGGAGUGUGUUAGGGUUGUGAUAGGAGUGUGUUAGGGUUGUGAUAGGAGUGUGUUGUGUGUUAGGGUUGUGAUAGGAGUGUGUUGUGAUAGGAGUGUGUUAGGGUUGUGAUAGGAGUGUGUUAGGGUUGUGAUAGGAGUGUGUUAGGGUUGUGAUAGGAGUGUGUUGUGUGUUAGGGUUGUGAUAGGAGUGUGUUAGGGUUGUGAUAGGAGUGUGUUAGGGUUGUGAUAGGAGUGUGUUGUGUGUUAGGGUUGUGAUAGGAGUGUGUUGUGAUAGGAGUGUGUUGUGUGUGUUAGGGUUGUGAUAGGUAUGUGUGUUAGGGUUGUGAUAGGUAAUGCUGACAACACCGGCCACGUGCGUGCGUAUGCAUGUGGAUUUUGUACAUCCACACCAGACGCGAUCGUGACACGCAGGUUGAAAUAUCAAAACCAACUAUAUUAAUUUGGAGGCAGGUCGAAACAUUUAGCUAGCUAGCUGUUGAGACUGCUAGUUAGUCCUGGGAGAUGCACAUUGGGUUGAUAUUUUACCUGACAUGCAUAUGGUCUUCUAACAUUUUGACCCGGAGUCAUACAAAGUCUUGUUUCUCUACUCUUGACGAUUAAUCCACAGAUAAAAAAUGAAAACCUACUUAGUUUUGUUAUAUUUAAUUCAUCUCUCCUCCUGUGUUUGUCAAGCAUCCACGUGGGUCUGUGUCUUCCUGAUAUUCAAUAAGGAGGGAACUUGCAGUCCGUGGAGCGUCUCAAAUAGAACCAAGUUCUAUUUUAGCGUGUGGCUAUGCAGACGCUCGUUCAAGCGCGUGAGCGGUGCGUACGAAAUGAUUGAAUAUUAUAUACUGUAUGUGUCCAUUUAUUUUGCAACACUCGUGCACACAAUGUGGCCUGCGAGGUUUGCGUGUUAGAGUUGUGAUAGGAGUGUGCGUGUGUUAGGGGUGUCUGAAAACAGAUGUUCUGUAUGAGUAGUGGCUGCAACAGCCUCACCUGCAAUAGCCCACAGACUUUCUACUCUUGUGCUUUUUUUGUAGGUCUCAUUGUAAUAACCCAGUCAGUAUGCAUUUGUAUGUUGUAUCUGUAUAUUUGUAUAUAUAAUUACUGAUGGUUGGAACAGCACAAUGUUGACAGUAUUAUGUAACUCCAGUAGGAUUCCCACUACUGUGGACUGACUGUGGAUGAAGCUCUGUGAGUGUUGACUAGCCCAUAGGAAUAGAAUGGCUGGAACAGACGGACAUAGUCUCAAAUUCAUAUAGUAUGUUGAAUCACACAUUUGCUCUUAUUAUAGCAGAAUAGUAUCAAAUAUGUAUUAAACUUUCCCAAUAUGGCAGCCAGUCCACCCAAUAUUGACUGUGGCUUUGAACUGGAAUGUUCCUUCUACUCAUUCUAAUUCCAUGGAACAGCCACUGUAUAGGAGGGUCCCUUUACCUUGAUGGCCAUAGUAACAGACGUGUGUGUACAACAACAACGUUUCUAUCUAACUGGUAUUUCCGCAUUAAACGUUAGCAUCAGUGUGACAACUCAAAGUAGUUCAUUAAAAGUGACUCUUUCCAAGUCUUAACUGUCAAUAUUAAAGAAACAUUGUUGAUGCAAUGCCACAAUCGUAAACUCAGUCACUGAUGUUUCAUUUAGCGUUUACAAACAUUCUUUGAAAUCAUUCCACAAGCACGGUUUGUAGAAGUCUUUGCUGCAAACAAGUCUAGUUGAACACACAUCUUCCCUGCAUCCUUUAAACCAAUGGGUAGUGCGUUCUCCCAUGUCAAUGUGUCCUGUAGUCAUGUGAUGUUCUGUUAACCGCUAUGCGCUGUGUGUCUGCUAGGCUUAUGCUCCAGGUAGAGGCUGUCCUUAUAGGCACAGAUCUAGGAUCCGUUUACAGUCCACCAAUCCUAACCUUAACCAGUAGGGGUAAAGAUGUAAAACUGACCUUAGAGCAGUGUCUGUGGUUAAAGUCAUCCUACUCCCGGUGUUACUAUAGCCUCCCCCGGUCUCAUUGUGUAUAUAAAAUCAGGUGGGAGGAAGUUAUUUUUCAUGCAUCUCAAAUGGAUUCCUAUCCUGGUCGCCUCAUCUUCUUUCCUUCAUCCCACUUUUCCGUAGUGUGAAACAUUAAGGAAGUGGAGUCCAGGAGAAUGAGGCCACACCCCUCUCUGCUGGGGGGAGUCAAGCAUGAAGAACAGAGGUGGGGGAUGUUGAUUCACACAAGUUCAAAUCAAACUUUAUUUGUCACAUGCGCUGACUACAAGUGCACAGUAGAAUUUACCAUGAAAUGCUUACUUACAAGCCCUUAACCAACAGUGCAGUUCAAGAAGAGUUAAGAAAAUAUUUACCAAAUAAACUAAAGUAAAAAAUAAUAAAAACACAAUAACAUAACAAUAAUGAGGCUAUAUACAGCGGGUAGACUUGGCGCUCCGGUACCCGCUUGCCGUACGGUAACAGAGAAAACAGUGACUUGGGUGACUGGAGUCUCUGACACUGCCUAUUAUAUAGGUCCAGGAUUGCAUGAAGCUUGGCCCCAGUGAUGUACUGGGCCGUAUGCACUACCCUCUGUAGUGCCUUAUGGUCAGAUGCCAAGCAGUUGCCAUACCAGGCAGUGAUUCAACCGGUCAGGAUGCUCUUGAUGGUGCAGCUGUAGAACUUUGAGGAUUUGGGGACCCAUACCAAAUCUUUUCAGAGUACUUCAUGGCUACCGACGUAGUGUGCUAUGGGGCGGUAAUCAUGUAGGCAGGUUACCUUCUCUUCUUUGAGCACAGGGACUAUGGUGGUCUGCUUGAAACAUGUAGGUAUUACAGACUCAGUCAUUUAGAGGUUGAAAAUGUCAGUGAAGACACUUGCCAGUUGGUCCGCGCAUGCUUUGAGUACACGUCCUGGUAAUCCAUCUGGCUAUGUGAAUGUUGACUUUAAUAAAGGUCUUGCUCACAACGGCUACCGAGAGCUUUAUCACACAUUCAUCCAGAACAGUGGUGCUCUCGUGCAUGCUUCAGUGUUGCUUGCCUCGAAGCGAGAGUAAAAGGCAUUUAGCUUGUCUGGUAGGCUCGCGUCACUGGGCAGCUCGCGUCUGGGUUUCCCUUUGUAGUCCAUAAUAGUUUUCAAGCCCUGCCACAUCCGACGAGCGUCAGAGCCGGUGUAGUAGGAUUCAAUCUUACUACACCGGCUCUCUAAUGACGGGACUUGGUGGAAAACGCCCUCUCUCAGCCAACCCUUCUCUCCACAUUCCACCUCUCCAUCUCACUCCCAGCCUUUGUCUCGCCAUCUUUCUCUGUCACCCACGCCAGUCUCCCUUCUCUCAUCUUGUGAAACUUUGCUGGUGCACUUGUCUGAGCCAAGAUAGCUUAAGACAGGCUCUGUACAGAUCCUGAGCCCACUGCAACACAUCAUGCCAAGAAGGGUUCUAUGAGCCCACUCCAACAGGCCAAGCACACGGAAACAGAGCCGGACUCAUAUACAAGCCAAGGACAUGGGGCUGUCACAACUGGAGCCUUGUGGAGAUGGAGAGGGAGAGAUAUUAGGCAUAUAACUACUCCCUUUGAAAGACUACUACUUAGCUUGACCAACAGAUGACAGGCAUUGUAAUGUGUACAUAUGAUAAUAGGCUAUGAAAGUGACUGGUCAUUCACUAGCAAUGUAGAUCAGUACAACAGAACAGUGAUGUUAAGUCAGUGUUUUACCAUUAUCAGUGUCAAUUUGAAUGUCCAAAGGGGUCUUUAAUAAUGUUAACAAAUGUGUUCGCUUUCACAGCGUAUUCUAAACUGGAGUUAACCAGUGUUCCCCAGAUGUUAAAGGAACAGGCCAGAACAUUCCAGAGUCGAGGUAGAAGUUGCUCCUAUAAGCACAGAUCUAGGAUCAGAUCCUCAAUUCUAACUGUAACCAUUAGAGGAUGACAAUGUAUCUGACCCUAGAUCAGUGGUUAGGGACAAUUUCACCCUACUCCACAAUCUGGAGUCAAGGUGAACCCUGACCUCUUUGGACUGGCCAAUCACAAAGCAAUAGAGCUCAUGAUGCGUGCAAUAAUGAAGACAUGAUGACAUCAUAAUAAAACAUAACAAAUGAUA
Oncorhynchus kisutch (coho salmon) is the source of this 8401-nucleotide messenger RNA. Its product is annotated as metabotropic glutamate receptor 3. Gene Ontology annotation, molecular function: G protein-coupled receptor activity. Gene Ontology annotation, cellular component: membrane. The coding region runs from base 835 to 3513 and encodes 892 amino acids. The record is from RefSeq and is a predicted model, not a curated record. Lineage: Eukaryota; Metazoa; Chordata; Actinopteri; Salmoniformes; Salmonidae. The transcript is spliced from 13 exons. Gene Ontology annotation, biological process: G protein-coupled receptor signaling pathway.